Molecule: messenger RNA, 4907 nt
Organism: Copidosoma floridanum
Lineage: Eukaryota; Metazoa; Arthropoda; Insecta; Hymenoptera; Encyrtidae
Product: high mobility group protein DSP1
Source: RefSeq, a predicted model, not a curated record
UAACCUCUGUUGGUGUUGUGCUCCGUUUGAAUAUUGUUUAUGAAAGUAACAAGAGUCUAAAGCGGAGCAAUGGUUGAAGAUUGUUGUUGAAAAACGCAACAACUCCCGCGAAAGAGAGAGAAUAAGGAACGCGGCUGGCCGCCAGCAGGGGGAGAAGGAGAGAGGCAGCGAGCGGCGGGGGAGAGGGAGAGAGAGAGGCAGCAGCAGUACGAUCCGGGCGCUCUCUACCACCACCAACACCAUCGCCGCCGCCGCUACUGCGAGUAGCAGCAGCAGCUCUCUCUCGGCACACUACGCGCGCGCGCGAUCACCGACGAAGGGCAGCAUAUAGCCAGUUAUAACACUACACAAAGCCGAGAAGUUGCGCGCCUGUGCGCGCGUGUGGCCCUCUUCUCCUAGUACAACGUAGCCGUCGUCGUCGUGCUCGUUGUCCUUGAGGUGUUGUUAUUGUUAUUGUUGUUGCUGAUUUGACCAACAGUGCGUGAGUGCGGGGCGUGCCAGGUACGACCUGGCCAAGUAAAGAAUUUUUUUAUUUUUUUUGGUAAAAUUUUUCAACAAGAGUGAUAACAAGCAAAAAAAAAAACGAAGCUACACAGAGAAGAGAACGACGACAAGGAGGAGGCCUACCCGGCCGGAUGCGACGACGCCGCGUGUGCGUAUUCACCGAGAGCCGAGCAUAUAGAGGAAAAGACUAGUACAGCGGUACGGUUGGUAAUAGUGGUGGUGUGCGAAAAGGAGCAAAGAGAAGGCCAAGAGAGAGCACACGCAGCUGCUGUGUGUAUGUGUAUUGUAUAGAUACACCAGUAGAUCCGUGCGUAGUACGUAUACCGAGGUAGUGAGUAGUAGUGAGACUCCGACAGACCGCGGCAGCUAAGCAGAGAGAGAGAAAAGUCUAGGCGUGCGCCAAGAGCCCGCCAUAGCCAGGGAGCAGCAGCAGCAGCCUCCGCCACCGUCGAAGAGGAGAGCAGCAGCACCAGCAAGUACUACUACAGGCUACGGUAGCAGCAAGCAAGCAGCGCUCGGUAAGCGAGUGCGAGAGAAAGAGAGAGAGAGAGCGCGGCGACGACACAACGGGCAGCCGACGACACUAGACGGCGCCUCCGCUCGACGACACACUGCAUCAUGUCCGAGCACCACCGCGUAGCCGGCGGCUGGGCCACGGCCAGCCCCGGAGGCCGGGAGGACGGCUCGGCCGGUGCCGCCGCGGCGAACCCGUGGUGGCCCAACCUUAGCGACCAGCAGCAGCAACAACAACAGCAGCAGCAGCAAGUCGCGGCUCAGCAGCAGGCAGCCGCGGUCGCAGCUGCCCAACAGCAGCAGGCACAGCAGCAGCAGAGCCUCCACCAGCACCUGCUCAAUCAGCAGGCGGCGGCUCAACAGCAGCUCAGCCAACACCAGCAGGACAUCGUCAGGAGUACAGCCGCGGCUACGCAGCAAUUGUUCUCCUACAAGAUGGCCUCCAGCUUCCAGAACCCGGCGACGACGGGUACACAAAGUAGUCCCGUUUCGAGCAGCAGCCCAGUCGCCAUGAAAGGCUACGACUACAGGACCGGAGUGCCCGUUAGCGCGUCUUCUGGUCCAGCCGGCGUCCAAUGGUGGUAUCCCAGCCAGAUGAUGGACCAGCAAAACAAUCUACACCAACAGCAACUCCAGCAGGGACAGCAUCUAUCGUCCAUAACCACGCAGACCUCGACGCCCCAGAUACUCUCGCCGCAUCAGCUACAGCAGUUGCAGCACCAUCAAAAUAACCUACAACAAAAUAAUGCGAUCUUACAUCAGAACAAGGCAUUGAAGUCAACCAAGCCGAGGGGGCGCAUGACGGCGUAUGCUUUCUUCGUUCAGAUCUGCCGUCAGGAACACAAGAAGAAGCAUCCCGAUGAGAACAUCGUCUUCCAGGAAUUCUCCAAAAAGUGCGCCGCUAGGUGGAAGACCAUGAAUGAUAAGGAAAAGAAGCGUUUCCACGAGAUGGCCGAGAAAGACAAGAAGAGAUACGACACCGAAAUGCAGAGCUACAUUCCACCCAAGGGCGAGAAAGUGACAGGCCGAGGCAAGAAACGCAGGCAAAUGAAGGAUCCAAAUGCACCCAAGAGAUCUUUGUCGGCAUUCUUCUGGUUCUGCAAUGACGAACGUGGAAAGGUCAAAAUGCUGAACCCUGAGUACGGAGUUGGUGAAAUUGCCAAGGAACUUGGCAAGAGGUGGUCCGACACCGCUCCCGAAGUCAAGAGCAAAUACGAGGCUAUGGCUGAGAAGGAUAAGGCUCGAUACGAAAGAGAUAUGACUGCGUACAAAAAGAAGUUGAAGGAUGGCACCGGAGUUGGUGUGCCGGUCGUAGCCAAGAAAGAAGCAAGCGAGGAAGAGUGGGAAGAGGAAGACGAAUAACAAGGAGAGUAACAGAAAACGGACGCACGUCAAAAAUUUCAUCUAUCACCCCGUGUCCUUGAUCCCGAUGCAUACCUCACCUACUGUACAUACCAUUGACCUUAGCGUGAGCGUACUUACACCACUAGGAAAACAAAUAACUAACCACCAGUCCCCCGACUGUUCACAAUAAUGAUUAAAGAAAAAAAACGCGGUUAUAAUAAUUAUUUUAAAGAAAAAAAAUUGUAUGUGUGUGUGAAUUGCCUGACAGUUCGUAUGAGUGACAUUUGUAUUUUAACAUAUUGAUAGUAAACAUGUAAAGUGGCAUAGGAUAGAGAAAGGAUUAAGAAAAAAAAAAUGAACAGAAAAUGAGAGAGAGAGAGAUGAUGGUGCCCACUUUUCUGUCUUUUUCGGGGUGGAAGGCGCAGGGGCUCAAUUAUCGCUGACUUUGUCUCCACUCUGUGUUUGAAAAAAAAGCGACAAACAAAUAUGAAAAAUAAAAAAAAAACUUUGAUUUAGUACUUUAUGAAAAUAUGAAAAGAACAAUUAUAACAAAGCGUUCUCCAAUCAAUUUCAAAAUGGAGAGUCGCUUGCCGAACUUUAUCAGUUCAGUUCAUUCGGUGCCAGCGUAGUAUGCGAUUUAAAUAACUUAUUAAGAAUUAACGAAUAAAUACAUAAAUAAAGCAGUUUUUUGUAAUUACUCGAUUUUGUACAGUUAUACUUUAUCUUUAACUAUUUCUCAGGCUCGGAUAUCGAUUUUUCGAAUGAAUCGCGCAGGUGGGGAGAGAUGGUGGCUUUACUUUCUCUUGAAAUAUUUCUUACUUUUUGUUUUUAAUUGUGAUUCCUUGGUUUAGACAAAAACAGGCGUGUGCCGCCAUUAUGUAUGCUGCACCUCGCUGUACCUGUGUAAUUUAUAAUCGAUGUUGUAAAACCACUGAGACAAACAAAACGGGUCUAACCAACGACUUUGAUCUCAAUCACGCGCGUUACAAACAGCAAGCGAUCUCUCGGGAAUUGUUUAUCUUAUUUCAUUUAUGAUACAAUUUUCUUUGUCUAAAUGAAACAAAAAAUGUGAAUGAAUUGCAACGCGCGCGAUUGAGCCCUGACGCGUGUAUUUAAUUAUUUUUAGCAAAUGGUUUAAUUGAGCGAAAGAGCUAGAGUGUAAGGAAGCUAAAAACUGCUUUCUUCGAAUCAAAAUGAAAAUUCUUUCGAAAUUUUUUGCUGUAUGGGCGUGCGUUAGUGUUGUAGCGCUGAAAAAAAAAUUGAAUCUAACUCUUAUUAAUGUAUUACACAGAUGUUAGAAAACGAGAGAAAGAGAAAUAAUGGAACACAAAAUAUGAUUAUGAUGAGAUUUAUAAAGGGUGAUCAUAGUAUGCGUGCUACAUGAAUCAUUGUUAUUCUACUUCUCUCGAUUGUAAUAUGCUGUUUAUCGUUGGAACGGGGACUAGAGAAAAUGAUAACGAACAAAGUCUGUUUUUACGAAAAUUAUUAUAAACAAUGGUUGUUCACCUUGAGUAACUACUUUCUCUUCAUUUUGAUAAAAUAUGCACAGUAAUUACUGCGUUUUUAAUUUUUUUUUUUUUUUUUUUUUUUUUUUAUUAUAUUGAUUCGGUUGGAACUAAGAUUUGAUUAUUGUCUAGGUAAGGUAUUAUCUAGGUUUGAUUCAGAACGAAGAAAUCGGUCCCUGCCCUUUACCAUCGUUAUAUUCCCUUACAAUAUUCAUUUUGUCAAUAAAUAUAUUUCUUAAAAAAAAAAUAAACAAGCUUCUAUAUAAAUACUUCCUCUUAAUUAUAACAACCACUCUUUAUUAAUGUCAUUCGUUUUUCAAAGGCGAAAGCGAUUCUAGGUAGUGUGUCGAUUUUUCGCACUGCCUCACUACACAAAAAAACAUUUAAGAAGAAAAAAUCAUUUUGGUGUACAGCAGGCUGUAUUAUAAAAUAAACUAUUGUGGUUUCCUGUAAUGUUAACAUUCCUAGGUCUUAGUGUGUACAGAUUUUAAACUAAUCUCAUCGAUUAGAGCAAACUACGAUACGCUGACGAGCUGCAAGCUCUUGAUAAUUAACUUCAAGAUUUUAUUGCCAGGAUGAUUAUUAAUUGAAAAUGUGAGUAAAAGUAAUUAAUGUGCAAAAAUUGUUACUUGUUGCUUCUUUAUUACUCGGAAUGAAUUGUAUUAGUAAAAAGAAAAAAAAGAAAAAAAAAGUAAGGAAUUCUUAAUUUUAUCAAUAAAGAGAAGAAAUUAAGUAUCUCAUUUUGACUGAGCCACCAUUUUCAGCGUUAUGCUCUUCGUCUCCCCCAAGUACAUGAUAAGUAUUAAAAGAAAUCAUACAUCUGUAAGAUUACUACACUACAAAAACAUGUAAGAACAAUAACAAUGAUGGAAUAAAAAGUACGAGGCAUCUUCAAGGUGAUGAAUACUGUAAAAUAUGAAAUUGUAAUGUUUUAAUACUAAUUUGCAGAUGUGCAUAAUUUUAAACGAGUAUAGCUGGUUAAAAAUGAAUUGUACUGAUGAAAAAAAAAAAGAAAUAAUAAACGAUAAAUACCGACAUAAA